AUGGCAUGGGAUUACUCACUAAUCAUCAAGCGUUUUCUCUUUGAAGCUGUCGACGCCUACGCAUCUCCUUUAUACUUGGGAGUAAUUCUAGUAGAUUGGAAUGCUCUUCACUCUCUCCUGCUCACCACCUUCGCAACAGACUCUAUUCGACGUCUAAUUGUUGAAUGUCUUAUACCCUAUCUAAGCUCUCGUAUCCGCAGUCAUCGGGCCAUAUCGGGAAAGAAAAAGCGCGACGGUACUGUACCCUUGAAAGUUGAUAUCGAUGCCGAUAAAGCCAAAGCGAUCAAGGAGGCCGCAUUCGGUGUUGAAUACGAACCAUUUGAUGACUUUCUGGAGAUGGCUCUGGAACAUGGAUAUAUUGUUCUCUUUGCAGUGGCUUGUCCCCCCUAUCUGGCUUGCAUGGCAUUCCUCUGUGCUUGGGUUGAAUCCUUUUUUGAUGGAUUCAAGCUCCUUAAAUUGUUUAGACGUCCAGUGCCUCAAUGGCUGCACAGAAAACAGAAUGUCUGGCUCAUGAUGCUCUCAAUCCAAGCCUGGAUGGCACUCUUCACCAACCUCUGUCUGCUCGGGAGUCGUACUGAUUGGAACCUUUCCACUCUUAUCCUUCUAGAACACGCGCUUAUUGGAAUUGGCUUGAUAAUCGAAUUGGGUUUCUCAAAUACCCCAAUUGCAGCAAGGAAUGCCUUUCAUAAGAGGACAUAUGAACUCUACAGUCAAAAUGCGCCCGCCAAGUAA
Rodentolepis nana is the source of this 732-nucleotide messenger RNA. NCBI's taxonomy places the organism in Eukaryota, Metazoa, Platyhelminthes, Cestoda, Cyclophyllidea, Hymenolepididae. The record is from the annotation of a GenBank genome assembly.